AUGAGCCAGCUCACAUGGCUUGCUGUGGUGGUCGUGAUGGCCUUGCAGGCCAUCCACCAGGUGGAUGCAAAAGCUGUGUUUGCCCAUUUUAUGGUCACUAACUCAGAAAACUACACUCUUUCCAACUGGGAAUCGGAGAUGAAAUUGGCUCAGGAUGCCCACAUCGAUGCCUUCGCCUUGAACAUGGCAUGGAAGGACGGCACCAAUGACGCUUCUGUGGAGAUGGCGUUCACUGCUGCCAGCUCAGUAGGCUUUCAGCUCUUCUUCUCGUUUGACUAUGCCGGAAAUGGACCUUGGGAUCAAGAGGUUGUCAUCGAUAUGAUCCAGAAAUAUGGCACCACCUCAGCAUAUUUUCAUCAUAAUGGCAAGCCAUUCGUGUCUACAUUCGAAGGCCCUGGUAAUGCGGAUGACUGGGUGACAAUCAAAGCCCAGACAAACUGCUUCUUUGUACCAGAUUGGUCUUCUGUCGGCGCAAAGCCAGCCGUGGCCCUAGCCAAUGGCGUCGCUGAUGGUUUGUUCAGUUGGUCUGCUUGGCCAUGGGGCAAUCAGACUAUGGACACCUACACCGAUGCUUCAUAUAUCCAAUAUCUAGACGGGAAACCGUAUAUGAUGGCUAUAUCUCCCUGGUUCUAUACCAACCUUCCGGGGUAUAACAAGAACUGGAUGUGGAAGGGCGAUAGCCUCUGGUACGAUCGAUGGCAACAGCUUUUCGCUCUCGAUCCAAUGCCAGAAUUCGUUGAAAUCAUUUCUUGGAAUGACUACGGUGAAUCCCAUCAUAUCGGACCGAUAUAUGGGAAGUCUAUGGCCGCAUUCGAAAUCGGUGAAUCCCUCUACAACUACGCAUUGGAUUAUCCACAUGACGCCUGGCGUGAUGUUCUCCCUUUCUUGAUUGAUUUAUAUAAGAAUGGGAAAGCAACCAUGUCAGACGACAUAGCUGUCUUCUGGUAUCGCCCCAACCCUGUGUCCUCUUGCAAUCCCGCAGGGACAACAGUGAACACUGCCUCUCAGCUGCAGAUUGAAUUCGAGCCUGCAUCUGCCCUAGAAGACCGGAUCUUUGUUAUGGCAUUACUGCAGAGCGGUAACUCUGCGGUAUUUGUUAACAAUGAAUAUGUCGAUUGGGAUUCUCGACCAGAUCCCAAAAAUGAUCAAAUUGGAGCUGAUCUCUGGUUUGGUAGCGUCGCUGCAAACCCUGGGAAAGUUAACGUCCAGAUACUCAAAGGCGAUAUGACCGUUGCUUCUGGUCCAGGGAAGCGUUUCAGGGGGGGACUAGGUGGAACCUACCACACUGCAUACGACCUAGCUGACCAGGAGUGUGUCCAAGGCAAGGGCGCCUAUGACUUCAACGACCUCUGCAAUUUCACCUGUUCCUACGGUUAUUGCCCUGUCGGUGCAUGCACCUGCGAGCGGAUGGGACCCCCACGCGAUAAGCCUAAAUCAACGGGAACAAUUGGCUAUCCCGCAGAGGGGAAGGACGCCAACUACCUCGGCCUUUGCAAUUUUGCCUGUAACCUCGGCCAUUGCCCAUCCAAGACAUGCGAUACUACACAACAUCCGAUGCCAGUUCCAACCGUAUCAGACUUUCUGCCACCAGCCUGUGUUGCAGGCUCAGGAAACGGCGCAGUCGCCGGAUUAUGCUCGUAUGCCUGCGGCUUUGGUUAUUGUCCCAUUAACCUGUGCGUCUGUACCAAGACUGGAGCCCUCGUCCAGCCCCCAGCUCAGACCGCGCCCGCUGGUGAGGCAGGCCCCGACCAGCCUGAGAUAUAUAACAAUCUCUGCGAUUUCACUUGCAGCCGAGGGUAUUGCCCAUCUGGAACAUGCGCACCAAAGGAUGAUAUCGCAAUCUCGGGUAUCAAUCCGAAAAUGAUAUGGGGUGGCACAGGCGCUGCUGCGUGCGAUGCUGACCAAAAGCCGCAAAUUUUAAGAGAGUUCCGAUUUGCAAUUUUGAUGGCAAUGGAAGCAAUGGACAACGUACAAUCGUGGGGCUACUACGAUACUUUCUUCUCGAAGGGCGUGCGGAAUCGAGCGGAUUUUGCCCAAGUUGCAUCUAAGGUCUACGAGACAAUUGUUUCGAUGCUAGAUGGCUCCUCUACUUUCGGUCUCCAGGUUACUUGUGACAACGGUGCAAAUCCAUGUCAAAAAGAGAAGCCUGAUCUCGCCUACAUGAAUGCCGGCAAAAAGACAAUGAAUAUCUGUGACGGUUUCUUUGACAUGGAAGAGACAGCCUUCAGAUAUAUGAAUCCCCCGAAAAGCAUCAAAGAUGCACACCAUACAAGAGCAACCAUUCUUGUUCAUGAGAUGACACACUCCAAGUUUGCAAUGUCACCGACAGGCGAACGACAAUCCAAAGAUUACGCGUACGGGUGGGAGAGUUGCAAACAGCUUGCUGAGGGUACUUUCAACCGAGGAUGCGAGGAGUACGCCGGUCUCAAGGGGAUGCUUUGUGCGGAUCCAAGCAACCCUAAGAAGGAUGGGGUGUGUAACGCCGAUUUUUCGGCAAACAAUGCAGAUACGUGGGCCGUGAUCGCGGCUGGCAUUUUCUUCAGUGAAGUGGGUCAAAAGGCCAUCCCACUAGACCCUCCCACGACGGUGUCUGCUAGGGCUGAUUCUGGGUGUGUACGACAUGACGACAUUAUGUUUGAUGAAGGGUGCGGAUUUGAGAUCAGCGGCAUAGUUUCAUUUGGUGAUUCUUUCGCCGCAGGCAUGGGUACCGACCCCGAGACGACGACCGACAAAUGCCGUGUUGGUGGACACAAUUACGGUGGUCUGAUUCAUCAGCAUGUCGGUGAUGAUUCAGUGUCUAUCGAAAAGAAGGUCUGCUCUGGUGACACGACAACCGGCCUUCAACGUCAGAUUGGGGAAUGGGCGAGUGCAUCUUCUGCAAACCUGGCCACAUUGACCAUGGGAGGAAAUGACCUUGGUUUCUCCAAUAUUGUUUGGUACUGCGUUAUAACCCCGUGGGUUGGUCGAUUGGGAUCAACCAACCGCAAGAACUGCAUAGAUGCAGAGGACAAAGCCCGCGCGUUGAUGAAUGAUCAGGGGGAAAGCGGCUUGCGCUAUAAGCUCAGUACUCUCUACAGGAGCAUUCUGGACAAGGCAGAACAAUCUGACUUUUCUCUCUUCGUCACUGGGUACCCUGGCUUUUUCAACCAAGACACCACUGACUGUGAUAAGAGCAGCUUUCAUUACUGGUCGGGCGCCUACAAGCCUCCUAGUGAUUGGCCGUUUAAUCGAAUCGUUUAUCUUACAACAUCUCUACGCACAGAACUCAAUCUUCUUGUCUCUCAACUCAAUAACGUGAUUGAAGCUGCUGUUCAAGAUGCCAAUUCUCAGGUGGGAUCAACCAAAGCUUACUACGUUGAUGUCCAACAGAAGUUUGACACGCACCGCUGGUGUGAGGAAGGGAUUCAUGAGCCUGAUUCCAGCGCUCCGAACACCUAUUUCUUCUUGAGUGCCUGGCCAGACCUUUCUCUAGACAGCAAUGCUGUCACAUCGUCUGAUUCCGAAGAUAUCUCCUCUCUUAUGCAAAAUGGAAUCAAUCUUCCAGACGCGUCAAAUUGUGAAGAAACAUUAGGCUCGGAUCCAGAUCCUUGGGACAAAUGGCUCUGCCUGGCUUCUAUUACGAUCAACCAAGAGCCCGAUGGACCAAUGGCUUGGUCAUAUGGGAAUGCAACGCAGGACAUCAAAGAUGGAAACAUGCAAACGCAACAUGUCAGCGACUGGUAUCCCACUCGACAAAUCAAAACUUUCCAUCCACGGAGUCCCGGAAUGGCACUUUACCGCGAUGCUAUCCUUGAAAAGAUUGAUGAUACAAUUGCGAAAUAA
Penicillium vulpinum is the source of this 3822-nucleotide messenger RNA. RefSeq lists its product as uncharacterized. Lineage: Eukaryota; Fungi; Ascomycota; Eurotiomycetes; Eurotiales; Aspergillaceae. The record is from RefSeq and is a predicted model, not a curated record. Gene Ontology annotation, molecular function: glucan endo-1,3-alpha-glucosidase activity; metalloendopeptidase activity; triacylglycerol lipase activity. Gene Ontology annotation, biological process: triglyceride catabolic process. Bases 1 to 3822 code for a protein of 1273 amino acids. The transcript has 3 exons.